AUGUCUCAAGCUAACGACGCCGCAGGCCCUGCUGCCAGCAACAUGAAGCCAGUCCAAGUCAAGCUGGUCCUCCUUGGCGAGGCCGCUGUUGGAAAGUCGAGUCUUGUUCUUCGAUUUGUGAACGACGAGUUCCAGCUCAACAAGGAGCCAACCAUCGGAGCCGCCUUCUUGACCCAGAAGUGCCGCCUGGAAGAUAAGGUCAUCAAGUUCGAGAUCUGGGAUACCGCUGGACAAGAGCGUUUCCACUCGUUGGCGCCCAUGUACUACAGAAACGCACAGGCUGCUGUAAUCGUCUACGAUGUCACCAAGGCUUCAUCACUGGAGAAGGCCAAGUCGUGGGUGAAGGAGUUGCAGCGUCAGGCCAACCCCAACAUUGUAAUUGCACUGACAGGAAACAAGGUUGAUUUGGUUGCCAACCGCAAGAGCCGGACUCACAACGACGGCGAGGUUGACGAGGAUGGCGAGCAGGACGCGCAGGAGAUUGAUGAGGAUGAAGAGGACGAUGAGGACUAUGCUAUUACUCGCCAGGUCCCUACUGAGGAGGCCAGCGCUUAUGCUCAGGAAUCUGGAUUGUUGUUCUUUGAGACGUCGGCCAAGAACGGCCAGGGAGUCGCAGAGGUGUUCACAGAGAUUGCCAAGAAGAUUCCUUUGGAGCACAUUCUUUCGUCGAGCCGAGGCGCACGCGCAGGAGGAGUCAACGGCAGCAAUGGCCGCGUGGACCUUCAGAACGGUGCCAAUGGGCAGCGUCUCGGAGGUCAGCAGGAGAAGGGUGGCUGUGCCUGUUAA
Messenger RNA from Linnemannia hyalina, 786 nucleotides. NCBI's taxonomy places the organism in Eukaryota, Fungi, Mortierellomycota, Mortierellomycetes, Mortierellales, Mortierellaceae. The record is from the annotation of a GenBank genome assembly.